CCAUAUACCCAAAACAUGAACUUCUUUAAAUCUCUUUCCUCCAUUUUCUUUUUCAUUGCUCUCCUCUCCACCUACAGCCAUGCAGCCACUAUCAACAUCAUAAACAAUUGCCCUUUUACUGUUUGGGCUGCUGCCGUACCCGGUGGUGGUCGACAACUUGACCGCGGCCAAACAUGGGCCAUCAACCCUCCUGCAGGCACAAAGGGAGCCCGGGUAUGGGCCCGGACCGGCUGCACCUUUGAUGGAACAGGUCGGGGCAGGUGCCAGACCGGUGACUGUAACGGGCUCCGCGAGUGCCAAGCUUAUGGUGCACCCCCUAACACACUAGCUGAAUAUGCACUAAACCAAUUCAACAACUUAGACUUCUUUGACAUAUCCCUGGUGGACGGGUUCAAUGUGCCGAUGGAUUUUAGCCCUACCUCCAAUGGGUGCACCCGGGGUAUCAAAUGUACUGUGGAUAUAAAAGGGCAGUGCCCGAAUGAGUUGCGGGCACCGGGCGGGUGUAAUAACCCGUGUACCGUAUUUAAGACCGAUCAGUAUUGUUGCAAUUCUGGAAACUGUGGACCCACAAAUUAUUCAAGGUUUUUCAAGGAUAGAUGCCCAGAUGCAUAUAGUUACCCUAAGGAUGAUCAGACAAGCACAUUUACUUGCAAUGGGGGAACCAACUAUAAGGUUGUGUUUUGCCCUUAAAUUCCAUUUUGAUAGUACUUAUGCAAGUAGUGGUACUAGUGUUCCACAAUAAGAGCUUUGGGAUCCAUUAAUGAGGAUUCAAAGCUUAUGAAGAAUAAAUUCAAGCACAUGUAGUGAUGUGCACAUGUAUUUGUAACCUAUGGUUGUAAUAAACAUAAACCUAAUCGGGCAUGAAUAUAGAAAAAAUUUCUUGUUUGGAUAAUUUAUGACUU
This is a messenger RNA of Camellia sinensis, 902 nucleotides long. Its product is annotated as thaumatin-like protein. The record is from RefSeq and is a predicted model, not a curated record. Lineage: Eukaryota; Viridiplantae; Streptophyta; Magnoliopsida; Ericales; Theaceae.